GGGCGCGUCCUAUUUUGUCACUUCCGUCAAAAAUACAACAAAUGGCUAUGAUGGCUAUGCCAUAGAUAUUAUAUAUAUAUGGGUUAUGCUAGCGGCUCGGGGUUAGUCCGCAUCUAUUCUAGCCCCUUUUUAUUUUUCAUUUUAAUUCUUUCUACCUGAACCCGUGACUCCGCUAGCAGCCGCACACCACCAGUUCCAUGGUGGCAGGUUCGGUACUCAUGGAGCCCCCCACUAAGCCUGGGACCAACCAGGUGGCUGACGUGGUGUUUGUCAUCGAAGGGACGGCAAACCUCGGACCCUACUUUGAAUCUCUAAGAAAGAAUUACAUUCUUCCGGCUAUUGAAUAUUUCAAUGGAGGGCCCCCAGCAGAAACAGAUUUUGGUGGAGAUUAUGGGGGGACACAGUACGGUCUCGUGGUGUUCAACACAGUGGACUGUGCUCCUGAGUCGUACGUCCAGUGUCACGCACCAACCAGCUCGGCGUUUGAGUUCGUCUCUUGGAUCGACAGCAUCCAGUUCAUGGGAGGAGGAGCAGAGAGUUGUAGUCUAAUAGCAGAGGGGCUCUCGGUGGCCUUGCAGCUCUUUGACGACUUUAAGAAGAUGAGGGAGCAAAUAGGUCAAACCCACAAGGUGUGUGUGCUGCUGUGUAACUCUCCUCCAUAUCUGCUUCCUGCUGUGGAGAGUGUCAGCUACACCGGCUGCACGGCGGACAACUUAGUCAAAAUCAUCAGAGAUAAAGGAAUUCACUUCUCGGUUGUGGCUCCUCGGAAGCUGCCUGCUCUCAGGGCUUUGUUCGAGCGGGCGUCUCCUGUAGGCGGGGUGGUCGAGCCCCAUCCAGACUACAGUCAGGAUCCCUUCCACAUGGUCCUCGUCAGAGGCAUUUCACUUCCUGUUUCCUCAGGUGGAGGUCCUGGGCCGCUCAAACCUGUCCUCCCCCCUCAGUCGUUGCCCGUCUCUCAGCCUCUCGUUGGAGCUCCACAGCCCCCUCCACCCAUUAACGCAACCCACCCUUAUCAGAAUCCGGCCCCCAUGACUGCUGCUCAGGUGGCUGCACAGAUGGCCGUGGAGGCAGCCAACGUCCAGAAGAGUCGCUUCCCAGGUAUGAUCAAUCAAGGUCCCCCGUUCCCAGGUCAGCCCAACAUCCCAUCGGUUGCCGGGGUGAAGCUCAGUCAGCCCAGCAUAUCAACGGUCACCACGGCAUCACAGCCGAUGAUGCCACAGCAACAAGUCGCUCCCAAUCAGCAGCAGCAGCAGCAGCCAGUCCCGCCCCCAGGGCAGCCUGCACCCAAUCAGCAACCGCAGCAGCCACCUCAGCAGCAACAGCAGCCCACAGCGAAUCAGCCCACGGCGCCUUCAGUGCAGCCCAACAUGCCUGGUGUAUCAGGACCUCCAAGCGGUGCAAAUCCAGUUGGGCAGGCGCAAGGUGUGACCAACAAGAUCGUUGCAUGGACCGGCGUUCUAGAGUGGCAAGAGAAGCCCAAAGCCUCAACCAUGGACGCAGCCACCAAACUGACUCGUUCGCUGCCAUGUCAAGUGCAUGUGAACCAGGGAGAAAACCUAAACACAGACCAGUGGCCACAGAAGCUCAUAAUGCAGCUGAUUCCACAGCAGUUACUGACAACCCUAGGUCACCUCUUCAGAAACUCUCGAAUGGUCCAGUUUCUCUUCACCAACAAAGACUUGGAGUCGCUGAAAGGCCUGUACCGCAUUAUGACGAAUGGUUUUGCCGGCUGCGUCCACUUCCCCCACACGACUUCGCCCUGUGAAGUGCGGGUGCUGAUGCUGCUUUACUCAUCCAAGAAGAGAAUAUUCAUGGGUCUCAUCCCCAACGACCAGAGCGGUUUCGUCAACGGCAUCCGGCAAGUCAUCACCAGCCACAAGCAAGUCCAGCAGCACCGAGCGCAGCUCGGCGGUGCAGUGGGUCCAAUGCAACCCGGUCAGGUCCCCCCCAAUCAGAACUUUCUCAACAGGGCCCCUGGUCCCAUUCCCGUCUCCCAUGGCAACGUCCAGCAGCAGUCUGUGGUGGUGGGCAUGCCUCCUGUUAGUCAGGUUUCUAUGAUGGAGGAGCAGCAGAGGCAGAACAACAUGAUGGCGAUGAGAGCAGCCGGACCAGCUAACCAGCAGUCGUCGGUUGGUGGCCCUCCGCCCAACCAGGUCGCACAGGGCGGACAAGCCCCGCCUCAGGGUCCCAUACUGCGGCUCUCGAACCCGGGAGCCAAUCCGCAGCUUCGCAGUCUCCUCCUCAGCCAACAGCAGCCGCAGGGCGGUGUGUCUCACAUGCCGGGCAUAAUGUCUCACCAGGGUCUGGGGCAGCAGUUGGUCCACUCGGCGCCAGGAGGGGGGGCUCAAAUGCAGGGCCAGUGGAGGCAGCCCAUGCCAGGUCAGGUGCUGAUGUCUGGUCAGAGAGGAGCCGGUCCCCAGCCCGGGAUGCCCCAGGUCUCCAGCGUCAUGGAGGAUGAAAUCCUCAUGGACCUUAUCUAACUGAGCGUCAUGGACUCUUCUUUUCAGUUAGCACUUGUGGCGGCCAUUUGCCAGUUUUUUGACACAUACAUCCACUCUGUUGCUUCGUUGCUUACAACUGUUCAACAUAAUUAAGGAACAAAUCACCAGUAGUUUCUACUGUGGUUUUUGUUCUUCUUCUUUUUAUUUUCUUUUUUUCACGAGACUGAGCAGCUGAAGUUAAUUAGGGGGAGACAAUGCGAGCAUUAGUUUUUCAUGUAAAUGGUCAAACCGACAGCGGCGCUAAUCCCCCGCGCUACACACUGGAUGGAGCCGAACCGGUGGAAAUGGUCCUGGAAAGUCUACUAUUCGUUUUUUACAUUUUAUUAUGGAAAUCUGAAAUGGUAUUUUUGUUAGUUUUUUUCCCUUUUUAACUGAAGUUUGAACUCCUAUGAGGGUUUUUUGAUAAUUUUUUUUGUUAAUUAUUAAUAAAAGUUGUUUUAUGAGGAAUAAAUACAUUUAAGCAUA
Molecule: messenger RNA, 2966 nt
Organism: Scophthalmus maximus (turbot)
Lineage: Eukaryota; Metazoa; Chordata; Actinopteri; Pleuronectiformes; Scophthalmidae
Gene: med25
Product: mediator complex subunit 25
Exons: 20
Coding region: 198-2480 (760 amino acids)
Biological process (GO): positive regulation of transcription by RNA polymerase II
Cellular component (GO): mediator complex; transcription regulator complex
Source: RefSeq, a predicted model, not a curated record